UAGAUCGAACCAAACUGCAAACGCGGUUCGGUUUUGCGAUUUAAACCGUACAAUGAACACCGCAAUCCAGAGGUUCUUUUUACAAACAUAUCAUUUCUCACGUCGAAAACCCUAAACCCUUCCAUUCUUCUACGAUCCAUACUUCUCGUUCCUUCUACUCCUCCCAGACGAGUUUGAGAAUAUCAAUCAGAAUACUGUCUUAACCCAGAGACCUAAAUCAUUUCGUUUGUUGUUAUUAUUAUUUAGGUUGAUUGGUUGAAAGAAGUUCAAAGCUACAGGCAUUUGAAGCUUCAAACGGGACCACUCAUCUCUUUGACCUAGGAUGAAAGCUUUGAGAGCUAUCAGGAACCUUAGAACUCUCUGUACCUAUAUCCACAGAAACCAUAUAGAAUUUUAUGACCUAGGAUGAAGGCUUUGAGAGCCAUCAGAAGCCUUAGAACCCUAUCUACCUAUACCCACAGAAACCAUCUUUCUACCCCCCUUUGUCGAUUCUACUCAGCACAACCUGAAGAAGACAACAAUAACAACACUGGAGAAGAUGAAGAUGAGGUCUCUUCCUUUGACAGUAGCCAGUAUACAUUCCCUAGUGUUGGUUCCAGUUCAGCUGCUGAUGUUCGACGUGAACCUACAUGGAAUGAGGCAUAUCGGGCGAAAGCUGAUCAAGCAAUAUUUGGCACUGAUGCUCGGAAGCAGACUUCUCAGAUUAUAGAGGAAGAUGAAGAGGGCCGACGUGCAACCAUGCUUGCAAAGGCUCUGCUUCAUGCAGCAUUAGAGAAGCCUGAUGAUGUUGAAGAGGAGGAUAUGGUGGUAAAGGAGGAAGACCAAAGGUCAUUGUCUGUUGGGAUAAUAGGAGCUCCAAAUGCUGGAAAGUCUGCUUUGACUAAUUAUAUGGUUGGGAGCAAAGUUGCUGCUGUUUCACGGAAGACAAAUACAACUACUCAUGAAGUCCUAGGAGUUAUGACAAAAGGAAACACCCAAAUUUGUUUCUUUGAUACCCCAGGACUCAUGUUAAAGAGUGGUGGAUACCCUUACAAAACUGAUGUGAGAGUUCGUGUAGAAAGUGCUUGGAGCUCCGUUGAUCUAUAUGAUGUGCUUAUGGUUAUUUUUGAUGUCCAUAGGCAUCUUUCCAAGCCUGACAAAAGGGUGAUAAGAUUGAUUAGACAUUUGGGAGCACAGGCACACCCAAAACAGAAACGUGUGUUAUGUAUGAAUAAGGUUGAUCUUGUUGAAGUGAAGAAGGACUUGUUGAAAGUUGCUCAGGAAUUCGGAAAUCUUCCAGGAUAUGAAAGAUAUUUCAUGAUCUCGGGUCUCAAAGGUUCUGGAGUGAAAGAUCUUGCUCAAUAUUUGAUGGAUCAGGCAGUCAAAAGACCUUGGGAUGAAGAUCCCACCACUUUGAGCGAAGAUACUAUGAAGAAUAUAUCAUUAGAAGUUGUCCGGGAGAAGAUGUUGCACCAUAUCCAUCAAGAAAUUCCUUAUUCUCUGGAGCAUCGCCUGAUUGAUUGGAAGGAGUUGAGAGAUGGUUCUCUUAGGAUUGAGCAACACUUUAUCACUCAUAAGCAAAGUCAGCGCAAAAUUCUUGUUGGGAAGAAUGGAUCUAAGAUAGGGAGAAUAGGCAUGGAAGCUAAUGAAGAGCUAAGGUCCAUCUUCAAAAGGGAUGUGCAUCUCAUCCUUCAAGUUAGAGUCGCCUGAGGCAAUGAUCAGAUGAAUGGGAUGUCAAUUUAUGGCCAUAACACGCUGCACCAUGACAUUAUAUAUGUUCCCCUGAGAGUGGCAUUUUUUGAGAUGAAUGAUGGUGAUUGGUAGCUCUUCUUAUGGUGCUGGAACUUGUAUGGGAGAUGGGUCGCACCAAUCCACAUAAUUAGAGCUCCAACAAGCAUAUAAUCAGGGCAAAUAUAUUUCUGAAAUAGCAAAGAUGCUCAAAGAGACGCCUCUUCGGAUCCAGUAAUAACCUUCUCAAGAUGAAAUUGCUGGCGUGAUGAAAUAGGUGUGGUCAACCAACUCAGCGAUGUCCAAGCCAAAGUUAUACUCUUCUCAAGAGGAGACAACUAUUCUGCUAAUGUUGCUUCAGCUACUUCAGAUUUGUUGUUUUACAUGUGCAGGAAUUUUCUAUUAAUGAAUUUGGAAUUUGACUUAAAAUGCAUGCUUACUAAACACUUCAAGCUAUUUGUUGCGUGAGUGGGUCAUUAAGAAAAGGGAUGAAUGUUUUUUUUUUUUGAUAGAAAAAAGGGAUGAAUGGUUUAAAGCUUUUAA
This is a messenger RNA of Nelumbo nucifera (sacred lotus), 2250 nucleotides long. RefSeq names its product GTP-binding family protein. The record is from RefSeq and is a predicted model, not a curated record. Gene Ontology annotation, biological process: ribosomal small subunit assembly. Lineage: Eukaryota; Viridiplantae; Streptophyta; Magnoliopsida; Proteales; Nelumbonaceae. Gene Ontology annotation, molecular function: rRNA binding; GTP binding; ribosomal small subunit binding.